CGUUGAUUUUAUCGAAGUUUGUUAUUAUUAAUAACAACACUUUUGUAAACUAUUCAAUGAUAUAGAUUAGUAACACUUUUGAAUAUCAAUCUUAUCAUGCUAGUUGAACAAGUUCAGACCACUAGUAUAAUAAUUGACAAUCAUGGCGGCCGGUCCUAUUGCUGAACGUAAUCAAGAUGCCACAAUAUAUGUGGGUGGAUUGGAUGAUAAGGUCACAGAAUCCCUUAUGUGGGAACUGUUUGUCCAAUCAGGACCAGUGGUCAACGUGCAUAUGCCUAAAGAUAGAGUAACACAAAUGCAUCAGGGCUAUGGGUUUGUAGAAUUUAUGGGAGAAGAAGAUGCUGACUAUGCUAUUAAGAUAAUGAACAUGAUAAAAUUAUAUGGAAAACCAAUAAGAGUAAAUAAAGCAAGUGCUCAUCAGAAGAACCUAGAUGUUGGUGCUAAUAUCUUUAUUGGAAAUCUUGAUCCAGAAGUAGAUGAGAAACUAUUAUACGACACCUUCAGUGCAUUUGGAGUAAUUCUUCAGACGCCAAAAAUAAUGAGAGAUCCUGAAACAGGGAACUCCAAGGGCUUUGCAUUCAUAAACUUCGCUUCCUUCGAUGCCUCCGAUGCAAGUAUAGAAGCAAUGAACGGUCAGUACUUAUGCAACAGACCGAUUUCCGUAUCAUACGCUUUCAAACGCGACGCGAAAGGAGAAAGACACGGUAGUGCUGCUGAACGAUUGUUAGCUGCUCAAAACCCGCUAAGUCAAGCAGACAGGCCUCAUCAAUUAUUUGCCGACGCUCCUCCUUUGGCGCCACCUCCGAUUCCAAAUUCCAAUACAGCGACUCACCAAGCUACUCAUCAUCCUCAACAUCAUGUGAUGCAUCAUGGAAUGGUUGUACCACCACCUCCACCUCCGUCAACACCAGGACCUCCAAUGGGUCACCCACCACCACCACCUGUUCCACCGCCGCCAUCGAGUGGUUUUCCUCCAGCAAGUAUUCCUCCGCCUCCUUUACCUCCGAUGUCAAUGGCCACACAUCCUCCUUUACCGCCUGGAAUGCCACCUCCAUUGCCACCUAUGCCCGUUCCAACGUCUCAAUCGCAACAGACGACACCCAGAAUGAUGGCUCCACCACCUCCUCAUUGGGGAGUGAGUGGGCCACCUCAAGGUCAAUUUCCACCUCCUCCGCCUCCCUCAUCUACCGGAGCACCUCCACCUCCGCAAUUUGGACAGUUUCAACCACCACCACCGCGACCUCCUCCAACAUGGAGGCAUCCACCGCCUCCUCCUGUAUCUCAGGGUGGACCACCGCCGCCACCACCUCCACAAUUUCGACCACCCUUCCCACCAAGAGGUCCACCUCCACCUCCACCACCUCACGAUUCCAGUCAAUAUUAAAUUCAUUGUCUCUUCAUCUUUAUGAUAUCGUCAUUAUUUAAUAGCAUAAUGUAAAAAUUUGACUGUAUUCAAGAUGUUCAAACACAUUAUCGUUGCACAAAUCUGUAUUUCAUAAUACAAUGUCUGAAUAAAUUUCUUUAAUUUCAA
Molecule: messenger RNA, 1531 nt
Organism: Bombus terrestris (buff-tailed bumblebee)
Lineage: Eukaryota; Metazoa; Arthropoda; Insecta; Hymenoptera; Apidae
Gene: Spx
Product: splicing factor 3B subunit 4
Exons: 4
Coding region: 143-1384 (413 amino acids)
Biological process (GO): positive regulation of mRNA splicing, via spliceosome
Cellular component (GO): U12-type spliceosomal complex; nucleolus
Molecular function (GO): RNA binding
Source: RefSeq, a predicted model, not a curated record